UUCAGAAUUGAUACAAUUAGACAGUUCGUUCGCGAACUGGUAAACACCUGUCAGGACACUGGAAUGAAUAUUCCAAACCGAACCCCACCUAUAGGUUACGCCAAUGUGCAAAGCACGACGGAGGCUGACCUGAAGAAAGCCUGGCUCGACGCUGGUAACGCGGCAAAAUCACAGCCUCAAUUAAUUUUAUGUGUUCUUCCCAACACUGGAAGAGAUCUCUACGCUGAAAUAAAACGUAUCAGUGACACCGUCAUAGGUGUCGCGACGCAAUGCGUUCAAGGCAAACACACGUUUAAGCCCAAUAAACAAUAUCUCGCCAAUGUGUGCCUAAAAAUUAACGUAAAACUUGGGGGGAUGAAUUCAUAUUUGACGGAUCUGCCUUUUGUCGUCGAUCGGCCAACAAUUAUAAUGGGUGCCGACAUAACUCACCCACCGGCUGGGGAUAAAGUACGACCUUCGAUCGCAGCCCUCUGUGCAUCAAUGGAUUACAGGGCUUCACGGUAUGCCGCUUCAAUUAGAAUACAGGCAAGCCGAACGGAGUCCAUAGUCGAUCUCGCACACAUGGUUAAGGAUUUGUUAAAAACUUUUUACCAAACAUGCGGGCACAAACCCGAAAGGAUAUUAUUCUACCGAGAUGGUAUCUCGGAAGGACAAUUUUCAAAAGUCCUUGAAGACGAAAUGAGAUACAUAAUAGCCGCCUGUCGAGCGCUCGACGUAAAUUAUAGGCCGACGAUCACAUUCGUUGUCGUGCAAAAACGACAUCACACCCGUUUCUUUCCGAUAAAUCGGCAGGAUGCCGAUAGGACAGGCAAUUGUUAUCCGGGAACGGUCGUGGAAUCGGAUUUACAAAGCCAGGCGGGGCUUCAGGGAACCUCCCGGCCGGCGCAUUAUCACGUGUUACAUGACGAAAAUGAUUUUACCCCCGAUAUGCUGCAAACUUUGAGCUAUAAUUUAUGUUACCUAUACGCCAGAUGUACACGAUCAGUAUCACUGGUUCCCCCCGUGUACUAUGCCCACAUAGUAUGCAGCCGUGCGCGAUUUCACGCGAAAGGUGAACAUUGGAGUGAUACCGAGUCAUCCGAGGGUGUCGGAGAAAGUGCCUAUGCCCCGGUCAAACAAGAAUUACAAAAU
Molecule: messenger RNA, 1131 nt
Organism: Acaulospora colombiana
Lineage: Eukaryota; Fungi; Glomeromycota; Glomeromycetes; Diversisporales; Acaulosporaceae
Source: the annotation of a GenBank genome assembly